AAAAGCAAUACACCGAUGCACUCACGUUUAUUAGAGAAAAUUAGCAAUAUAAAAAUAAAUGAUCUAACAUAUGACGAUCCUUUAGCCAAUGGAGUAAUUGAUCUUGAGUAUAACUACUUCCAGGUAGCUGAAGAAGAAUUUGAUGUGCUUCUG
Messenger RNA from Dentiscutata erythropus, 153 nucleotides. NCBI's taxonomy places the organism in Eukaryota, Fungi, Glomeromycota, Glomeromycetes, Diversisporales, Gigasporaceae. The record is from the annotation of a GenBank genome assembly.